AAUCCACAAUGUUUGCAGAUGACACCAUCGUUCUAACAGAAGGUUCUUCCAUUCAUGAUUUAAAUGUGAAACUUAACCUUGUUGCUCAAGAUCUCUCAACAUGGACUCAACAAAACCGAAUGGUGACUAAUACAUUGAAAACCAAGACCAUGCUCAUUCAUUCUCCCCAACAACUUAAGAAUACUUCAGGCCGUUCUCUAUCAGUUACUCUUAAUGGCAACAUACUUGCACAGGUGAAGCAAGCAAAAGUGUUGGGUUUAACGCUUGACGAGUUUUUAAUUUGGACCAAGCAUAUUGACAACUUGUGUUCAACAAUCAAUAGUAGACUUGCUUUAUUACGCAGGAUUAAACCCUUUUUAACUAAGGACUGUGCUCUUCGUUUCUAUAACUCCUUUAUUAAUUCAAGUCUUAUCUACUGCUCUGUAACUUGGGGAAACUGCUCAAAAACACUUUUACUUUGCAUUCUUUGACUGCAAAAGCGUGCAGCACGUAUUAUUCUAGACGCUGACUUUUCUACUCCUUCUGUUCUUCUUUUUUCCCAGAUUCGAAUAAUCCCAAUUUUUGAUCUUGUUAAAUUUAGGAAGCUUCUCUUACUAAUUAACAUUCUCACAAAUCCCAGUGUUUCAUCUUCAUUUAAGCAAAUGUUUAAAUUCUUAUCUUCUAUCCGACAACGGGCUCUGACUAGAGCUUGCGCAUAUGACCUUCAACCCCCCUUCCCGCAUACUGACUCUGGUAAACGAACAUUUCUGUACAGUGCUUCCAUUCUUUUUAAUUGCUUAGAUAGCGAUUGUAAGUAACUUGCUGCUUCGCCAUCUUGCUCUUCAUAUACUAAUGCCAAACAAAAAAUUCGUAAAAUCUUUCUUAACGAGCUUACCCUUACUAACCAUAUCGAAGAUCUAUUUUGUAUAAAUUGUAAAUAUUUACUAAAUUGUAAUUGUAUUCAUUACUAAUUAUUUUUUUCUCAAAUGUAAAUAGUCGUAAUCCUUAAUACUUUUUAUGCCUGUAAAUAUCAAAAUAGUGCGAGGGCCGUAUGUUAGAUAACUUUUACGGUUAAUACAUUUUCCCUCGUGAAAUAAAGUUUCUAUUCUAUUCUAUUGGUACCUUUACAAUGAACAUCGCCAUCUCUACUGGACCGAGUACUGGUAAAUCAAUGAAAUUGAACUAUCGACGCUUCAUAAAAAAUAAACAUUAUAAAAGCUUACAGAAAUGGUUUCCAUUAAAAGAACUUGUCAAAUUUGGUUUGUUCAGAUGCAAGAUUUGUUCCGUGAUUAUAUAAUCAUAAUUCAUACUCAAACUGAAUAUUUAAACUUCAAAUAUUCGUGGUGAUUGUUUCAGAAUUUUGUUCUAAUGUGAUGUAUACUGUAGAAAAAUAUGUAAUACUUCGAUGCGUAUCUGCAAGUAUUGCUAACUGAACUGUCAGCUCUUUCUGUACUAUUUCUCCUCAAUAAAGUCUCACUCUAAAAUGUACUCGAGUUGAUUAUACUUGUCUAGAUCUGUAAACUGUACUAGGUAGCGGCAGCAAAACUUUAUGUUACCACUACUGUUCUAACUUACUGGCAAUGGCUGCCUUUUACAGUACAAGAAUAUAAGAACCUUCCCACUUCCACAAUCUGUUGUAAAUUACAUGUAAUUUUCUGUAAAUUGUUUUGUUUUUCUGUAGCAGUUACCAAAUUAUGAGCAGAUAUGGUGACACCGAAAUUUAGUUUUUAUUUGUAUAUCCCCAGCGAGUUAACGCUCUAUAUUAAAGUAUCACUAAUAUAUUAGCAAACAAUCUGUAUAGAAUCUCAAGACAAUCUGCUAGAAUAUUUUUUUUUGAUAUUUCAUAUUUUUUUUUUCUUUUUCAUGGUUGAAAUGCAGCGGAUAUAUGCUGCUGAGUUUGGCCCACAAGAAGCUGAAAAAGCAUUGAAUACUGAAAUGACCAAAGAGGAGAAAGAUAUAUAUUCACAUCAAGAAACUAAAACGUCAGCGUGA
Molecule: messenger RNA, 1971 nt
Organism: Paramuricea clavata
Lineage: Eukaryota; Metazoa; Cnidaria; Anthozoa; Malacalcyonacea; Plexauridae
Source: the annotation of a GenBank genome assembly